AUGGUUGAGUGGCUGUGGUUGCAAAAAUCAAGGCUCAAUUGGAACUUGAAAGGUGAUAGAAACACCAGGUUUUUUCAUGUGUUGACGAAGGGUAGGCAAAGUAGAAAUGAGAUCUCUUCAAUAUCCAUAGGGAAUGCUGUGUGUGAAGAUCCUGCUCAGGUCAGGCAAGAAAUUUUUCAACAGUUUAGAAAGCUGUACUCAGAAGAUCGCAGAGUUAAUGGUUCGCCAACUGAGGAGUUUUCCCCUCAAAAGGGUCUAAGACCAGGCGACCCUCUGUCCCCAUUUCUGUUCAAUAUAGCAGCUAAGGGCCUUAAUAUACUUUUGUCAAGAGCACAGCAGAUUGGCCUAAUUAAGGGAGUGAAGGUUGGUUCUAGUGGGGUGUUGUUAUCACAUUUGCAAUUUACAGAUGAUUCCAUAUUAUUUUGUGAAGCUGAGGAGAUGGAGGUGUGCAACAUCAAGAGGGUUCUAAGGGCAUUUUCCUUAAAGUAUUUAGGUAUGCCUUUGGGGGCUAAUUCAAAUAAGAAGGCAACUUGGAAGCUAGUUCUUGACAAAGUCAAAUGCAGAUUAGUAGGAUGGAAAAGGAAGCUGCUUUCAUUCUCUGGGAGGCUCGCUCUAUUAAAAUCUAUCACCUCUGCCCUGCCAUGGUACUAUCUAUCUCUAUUUAUAAUGCCUAUAGAAGUAGCAAAAGAAUUUGAGAAGCUGCAGGCUGCCUUUCCUUGGGGUGGGUCAGCGUCAAGAAAACCAAUCCACGUGGUUAAAUGGGAUGAAGUAGCAAAGAGUGUGAAGCAGGGAGAAUUAGACAAUAUGAGAGUUAGGUUGGUAAAUGAUUGUAUGUUAUUAAAAUGGGGAUGGAGGUUUGGUAAAGAGAAAGAUGCUUUGUGGAAAAAGAUUAUCUGCAUCAAAUAUAAUCUGGAUGUCAAAAGCUGGUUCCCCUCUUCUAGCUCUAGCAGCAGGUACUCUUGUGUGUGGAAAGGAAUCGCCUCCUUACCUGAGAGGAGAAAUAAUCUGAUAAUGUUCUUUUCUAUCAAUGUUCAAGUUAAGAUAGGGGAUGGUCAAAGCACUAACUACUGGAAGGACAAAUGGGGUAACAAUUAUUGCUUGAAAGAUGAAUUUCCUAUUCUGUAUAGAUUGGUGAUGGAAAAUGAUGAAACCCUAAGAUCAAUGUAA
Camellia sinensis is the source of this 1167-nucleotide messenger RNA. The record is from RefSeq and is a predicted model, not a curated record. NCBI's taxonomy places the organism in Eukaryota, Viridiplantae, Streptophyta, Magnoliopsida, Ericales, Theaceae.